Molecule: messenger RNA, 1282 nt
Organism: Cyprinodon tularosa
Lineage: Eukaryota; Metazoa; Chordata; Actinopteri; Cyprinodontiformes; Cyprinodontidae
Gene: cbr1
Product: carbonyl reductase 1
Exons: 7
Coding region: 121-948 (275 amino acids)
Molecular function (GO): carbonyl reductase (NADPH) activity
Source: RefSeq, a predicted model, not a curated record
AGGAAUGUAUUUCCUGUUUAUAACUUCCGGUUCCUCCCACCUUGUUGAUGUUUUCUGCUGCGCGGUGAAAACUGCUCCUUAUCUUCCAGCUUCAGUCCAGCUCUGAGACAACACACAAUCAUGUCCACCAAGGUCGCCGUCGUCACCGGAAGCAACAAAGGCAUCGGGUUCGCCAUCGUCAGAGCGCUUUGCAAGCAGUUCCAGGGGGACGUUUACCUCACCUCCAGAGAUGUUGGGCGGGGUCAGGCGGCCGUGGAGUCUCUGGCCUCUGAGGGACUGAAGCCGUUGUUUCACCAGCUGGACAUCAACGACCUGAACAGCAUCGUCACAGCUGCCGCUUUCUUCAAGGAGAAGUACGGAGGAGUGGACGUCCUCAUCAACAAUGCUGCCAUAGCUUUCAAAGUGGCCGACACGACUCCUUUUGCAACCCAGGCUGAGGUCACAAUGAAAACCAAUUUCUUUGCCACCAGAGACAUGUUGACUCACUUCAUGCCUCUCAUCAAAGCUGGAGGCCGAGUGGUGAACGUUUCCAGCUUUGUCGGCUCUCGUACUUUGAACAACUGCAGCCCAGAGCUCCAGCAGCGUUUCCGCAGCGAGGACCUCACAGAGGACGAGCUGGUGGGACUCAUGCAGCGAUUCGUGGAGAAAGCCAAAAAAGACGAGCACAAGCAGGACGGCUGGCCUGAGACUGCAUAUGGCGUGUCCAAAACCGGACUGACGACGCUGUCCAUGAUCCUGGCUCGUCGUCUGUCUAAGGAGCGACCAAAUGACGGGAUUUUGCUGAACGCCUGCUGUCCUGGAUGGGUGCGCACAGAUAUGGCAGGUCAGAAAGCCCCUAAGUCACCAGACGAGGGCGCCGUCACGCCGGUGUACCUGGCUUUGCUCCCUGCAGGAGCCACAGAACCACACGGGAGGUUCGUCUCUGAGAAGGAGGUGCAGCUGUGGUGAAACCAACAUACAUGGAGCUGAUGUUUCAUUGCGUAAAGACGGGUCAUUCCUUCCAGCUCAUUCCAUAGUCAUCAUGUAUUUUAUCUGUACAGUAAGCAAAGGUCCUCCCUGUUGAAUAAUGCUGAUCCAAACACUACCUCAGGUAGCAGUUUGUCUGUGCCUGUCACUUUAAAUGUGUCCUUAUUUGAACAAAUGUUUAAAGUGCUGACAAAGCUUACCUGAGCUUCCCGUUAUGUGUCUUACUGCUAUUAAAAAGGGUGAAUAUGAUCAAAUUAGCUGCCCUGACAUGAGAAGGAAAAUGUUUUUCUACAAUAAAAAGAUUUACACUAAGUGA